This is a messenger RNA of Plasmodium inui San Antonio 1, 1479 nucleotides long. RefSeq lists its product as hypothetical. The transcript has a single exon. The record is from RefSeq and is a predicted model, not a curated record. NCBI's taxonomy places the organism in Eukaryota, Apicomplexa, Aconoidasida, Haemosporida, Plasmodiidae. Bases 1 to 1479 code for a protein of 492 amino acids. Gene Ontology annotation, molecular function: protein binding; RNA binding.
AUGAGCGAAGCAAUAAUGAAUGCAACAAUCGAUGGAGUGCCCAACUCCAGACUACACAUACAGAACAUCCCUCCUCACCUCACGGAGGCCCACCUGAGAAACUUAUUUGGAAACGCAGGUUAUACCAUAACAGACGUGUGCUAUUUUAAUAAAAACAGAAAACAGUCAAACAAUAAUCUCGUGAACAAGAAGAUCUACAACACUGCGCUGAUUACAUUUAACUCACAUGAUGAAGCUUUAAGUGUCUUGAGGAAUAUUAAGAGCAUGAUUGAUACGAGCAAUCAGGAGAAGAGCAUUGAGGCGAAGUUUGCCGUGCCCAAUGUGAAUAACAAUUCGGGUGCAAGGAGUACUAGUAGCGGUCAUGGCGCUGGGAGGAGCGUCGCAGGUAGUGGAGCCGGCCCACGAGGUCCCCUUGGCAACAUGGGACCAUCAGGCGGAACUAACAGUGGCAACAACAGCGGCAACAACAACGCCAACAACAACGGCAAUAACAACGGCAAUAACUUCCAAAGGAGCUUUAACAACAACGACGAUUUUAGCAGCGGCGGAAUGAAUAACUACAAUCAUUUUAGCAGCGCGGGAAAUGUGCAGGGGAAUUUGGCCACUAGGAACAUGAUGAAGGGGAAGAACCCAAACAAUGGAAUGAUUCCGAUGACGAUGAAUGGUGUGAACAAUACGAGUGGCAUGAACGGAGCGCUCAGCCCAAACAAUCUCCAUAUGAAUGGAGGCAUGUUCAAUCAGAAAAAUAAUUUUAUGCUGAAUAAUCCGAAUAUGGGCAAUGGGAAAGGCAUGUCCGAAAUGGGGAAAGCCGAUGGGGAGUUUUCCCCCGGAGGAAACUCCAGCAUGGGGAACAUGCCCGGUGUGGGUGCCGCGGUUGGCGGUGUGAACGCCAUCAACGGUCUGCAUGGCGAGGGCGGCGGAAGCGGAAGUGGAAGCGGAAACCACUGUAACGCCCAGGGAGGAAAUAGACCCGCCAUGUUCAGGCAAAUGCAGAUCCAAAGCAACAACAACACAAACGUCUUCCAAUCGAGCGAUCUCGUAAUGGAGGAAUGUAACGAAAAUGUUGAAGGCCUAAGUCUGUGGGAGAUUUAUAAAGAUAAAAAUAACAACACCUUUUAUUUUAAUAACCUCACGAAACAUAGUCAAUGGAACAAACCCAUACAUCCGAAUAAGUUAUUCCAUUUUAAUAAUAAUGACAAGACAAAGAUGAAUGGUCCCAGUGGAAGCAAUUUGUUCAUUUUUCACAUACCUAGUGAAUGGAGCGAUUUGGAUUUAUUUCAGCACUUCUGUUGCUUUGGAAAUAUAAUAUCGUCCAAAAUUCAGAGAGACAACACGGGGAGGAACUCCGGCUUCGGCUUCGUCAGCUACGACAACAUCCUCAGUGCGCAGCACGCCAUUCAGUUUAUGAAUGGGUACUUCGUCAAUAAUAAGUAUUUGAAGGUGCAGCUGAAGAAGGGCGAGGGCCCGGAGAAAGCAUAG